Dimorphilus gyrociliatus is the source of this 1313-nucleotide messenger RNA. The record is from the annotation of a GenBank genome assembly. NCBI's taxonomy places the organism in Eukaryota, Metazoa, Annelida, Polychaeta, Dinophilidae.
GAGAGAUUAUGCGAUAAAAUACGAGAUUUGUGAUUUCAGCAUGGAUAUUUACUUGUAAAAAACUCGUUGAUAUACUAGCGUACAGUGUAAAAGAAUAUAUCGAUUAAAUCAACAAAUUAAGCAAUUACCAACUUCCGUUGAUUAUAUAUUUGUCAGCUAAGUCCUACCGUUAAUAGAAAGAUGGCCUCUAGUUUUUCCAAUUUCUUUUCGAGGGAUAAGACAUUUAAACAAAAGAAGAAAAAUAUAAUCGAAGGAACACUUCGAUAUGAUCUUCAUAAACGAGCCAACGCCUCCCUAAAUCAAGGAUUCAACUUAAGAUCCGUUGUGAAAUUGCCAGACAGCGAAGAUCUGAAUGAUUGGAUAGCGGUUCAUGUCGUCGAUUUCUUUAAUCGGAUAAACGUUAUAUACGGUAUUGUAAAUGAAUAUUGCACACCGGAGACGUGUCCUACAAUGUCCGGUGGACAAAAAUACGAGUAUAAAUGGUGUGAUGGGGUUAAAUAUAAGAAACCGACAUCCUUGCCAGCACCAACUUAUAUCUCCUACUUGAUGGACUGGGUAGAAUCGCAGAUAAAUAAUGAAAAUAUUUUUCCUGUUGAAGUUGGUGUGGCUUUCCCUAAAAAUUACAAUUCAAUCGUUAAGAAAAUACUAACAAGACUAUUCCGUGUUUUCGUUCACGUAUACAUACAUCAUUUUGAUGUUUUAACAGAUAUGGGAGCGGAACCACAUAUCAAUACUUGCUAUAAACAUUUUUACUAUUUCGUUGCCGAAUUCAAUUUGGUUGAAAAGAAAGAACUUGAACCUUUGAAAGAGUUAACAUGCCGAAUUUGUAGUUAAAAUUGGAGAAAAGUGAUGGAAAACUUACGAAAAACAAAAGAAAACGAAAAUAUGAAAGACAUUCUGAAAUUUACAAUCAAAUAGAUAGAACAGGGGAUUUAAAAACAAACAAACAAACGCGUAAUUGAAAUUUGCCAAAACAGAAAAAUCAUUUCAAUAUUUCAAUAACGGUUCUACAAAAUAUGAAAUUCUAUUUCAUAUAAUUAAUUUUAUAAGUAAAUUGUCGACCAAUAGUUGUGUGAACAAGAAACAAGUGUAUUUAUAUAUUGAUGAUGUUUUUCUUGUUUUUUUUGAUAAGCUAAAUGUAUAAAAUUGUAUCACUUUCAUUACGUUUUGCUAUAUCUAGUCGGAUAAAAAGAAAUCAACCGAUAUUUUUACCUCUUUAUUCUCUUCUUUAUCCUCCUCCUUAUUCUCUUCCCCUAUCUCUUUAUCUAUAGCCUAUAUAUAAAUUUAUAUAUAUAUAUAUAUAUAUAUAUAUA